This is a messenger RNA of Rotaria socialis, 744 nucleotides long. Lineage: Eukaryota; Metazoa; Rotifera; Eurotatoria; Philodinida; Philodinidae. The record is from the annotation of a GenBank genome assembly.
AUGAUGAAUCCUGAAGAUCACCGUACAAGUUGUCCAGGCUUUUUGGAUGAAUACGGUAUAUGGAAUAAUGGUUUCGAAUGUCCUCCGUUAGCUGGUCAAACUCAAAUAUGCUGUGGAUCAGAGUCUCGUCGUUAUUGUUGUACAUUGGAAACUCUUCAUAAAACUUCUAAUGCAUUAAAUCGUCUAGAAAAAAAUUUCUAUUCAACUAUUGAAACAUCAUUACUUUUAACCGAAACAAAAUCUCCAACUAUUGUAACAUUACCGAUACUCUUCACAUGUAUUCUUAUAUUAAUACUUAUUUUGCUAUUAAUUAUAAUUAGUCUAUUUUUCUGGUAUCGUAUUCAAACUCAAAAUGAUAAAAAGAAACGCGAAGUAAAUUCAUCAACAAAAACAAAUUUACUUGCUGAUCAUUUUCCGUUUUCACCUCCACAUCAUUUUUUCAUGAACGAAAAUAGUUCACAUUAUAAUAAUCCAACAUCACUUUUACAUCAACAACCUAAAGAUACAUUAACAACAACGACUAUAGCACCAUCAACAACAACAAGUACAUCGUCAACAUCCGGGCGUAUACCAUCCGAUAUUUAUUUUAAUGAUUGGAAAGAUUUUCUUAUUGCCGGCGAGCAACCAAUGAAUAUUUAUCCGACAAUGUCAUCUCAUAGUAAUGAACCAAAUCAUGAUUCUCAGUAUCGUCAUUCAACUUAUUUAUAUCAUGGUAAACGUCAACAACAUGAUGCUAUUGUCUAA